CUGUAUUAGUAUAUUCCGCGUGCGUUGGAAAACGACUUUAUUUUAUAACAGAGUGGUGUUUACACGUUACAUAUUGUACAUAUAUUACAUAUACAAUCAGUGCCAAAUCAUUUUAAGUACCAAUUUUUAUUAAAUGUGUGUAUCCAACGCAAACAUAUCAUCAAGUAAAAAGCUUUCUUUCUAUUGGUGCGUGCUUAAGUAUGAUAAAUUGCAAACAAAAUGGUUCAACUACUCCAAUUAGAAAAAGAGCGGCGUUUUGUUUGUAGUUUGGGGAUGGUGAUGAUCUUUUUAUCGCAAAAAAUGGGCAACUGUUAUUUCCACGAGCACAAACAUCUUUUAUAUGUAUAUACUGUACACGCCCGCUAUCGUAUUUCAUAUAAAACUAAGGUGAUUAUCCGAACAAACUCAUAGUUUCUUUUCGACGAUCAAAAUGCUAGGCGAAAGAGACAUCAGAGAGAAAGAGUGUUAUUCUAAUGUUUCGAACAUAACUCAUCCACCGUCAAGAGACGAUGGGCUCUAUUGUGACCGUUACUUUGAUGGGUUACUAUGUUGGGAUUUUACGAAAGCUGGCACUGUAGCAGCACAGCAUUGUCCCAUAGGACUUUCAAAGGAAUUCGCAACUUUGCGUUGUGAAGAAGAUGGACAAUGGUAUUUUAGUUCAGAACAUAACAAAACUUGGACAAACUUAACCGCAUGUCAGUAUCAACCGUUAGAUGAAGAAACUGCAGCAAUUCCUUUAGAUUUUAUCAUACCAGUGCCCAGUGAUUUACUUGAAUCGUACCAAAUCUGGUUGAAAAUUAUAAAAAGAGUUUCAUGGGUUGGAUAUGGGAUUUCCCUGGUCGCGCUGAUAUUAUCCAUGGCUAUUUUUGCUUUAAUAAAGAAAUUGAGGUGCCCUCGUAACAGAUUACACAUGCAUUUGUUUAUGUCCUUUAUCAUGCGUGCUAUCAUGUUUUUAUUAAAGGACCUUUCUUUCGUUAAAGGCAUUGCUUUUCAAAGGGAUAUUGUCUCUAUUAAUGGUAGGGAAUCUAUCAAAGAACAUAAUUUUUGGCUCUGCAAAGCGUUCACAAGUGCGCAAUGGUAUUUUUCAAUAGCAAAUUGUGUAAUGGUCCUAAUGGAAGGAAUAUAUCUUCACAAUUUAAUGUUCUUAAGUGUACUUUCAGAUAACAGUCGGAUUACUAUUUACUAUCUUUCAGGAUGGGGAUUGCCUUUCUUAUUUGUAAUUCCCUGGUCAAUUCUAAGGGCAACUUUUGAAGAUAAAAUGUGCUGGACCACUAACGAAAAUGAAUAUUUACGAUUGCUUAUAGAAAUUCCUCAAGCAGCCUCAAUUAUUAUAAACUUUAUACUAUUCGUUAUAAUAGUUCGUAUUUUGUUUCUAAAAUUGGGCUCCAUGUUUAUCCAACAAAGAAGUGUUAGAUAUAGACGUUUGGCAAGGUCUACCCUUAUUUUAAUACCCUUAUUUGGCGUGCCUUAUGUGGUAUCGUUAAUAAUGGGAUAUGCUAUACCUUCUAACAGUAGUUUGGAAAUUAUUUGGCUUGUUUUGGAUCAGUUUUUAACCACUUUUCAGGGCUUUUUCAUAGCGUUAAUAUACUGUUUACUAAAUGGGGAAGUACACAGUGAAAUAAAAAAGUUUUAUGCUAUAAAAAGGCGCCAAAAGUUCAGACGAUCUAGAGAAAGAACCAUUUCUAGUAAUACACAAUGUACGGUUUUCUCUCCAUUAAAUGACGAUAUCAAUCAAGAGAAUGGGGACUGUAAGAGUUACCUCUACGCCUCCAACGAGCCUAAAGAAAUUAACAAUCUUAAAUACGAGUCUCUUUUACUAACAGAAAAUGAUCUCAAAAAUACUGAAGGAACAGAAGACUGUAGAAAUAAAUGUUCAAAGUUUUAAGAAUUUUACUAUUACAGUGUGUGAUAUAGACCAUUAUAUGUUUUUGUCCUUUUGAUUUAAUGCUUUAAUAUAUCGUUUAAAUUUU
This is a messenger RNA of Agrilus planipennis (emerald ash borer), 1970 nucleotides long. RefSeq names its product vasoactive intestinal polypeptide receptor 1-like. Gene Ontology annotation, biological process: cell surface receptor signaling pathway; adenylate cyclase-modulating G protein-coupled receptor signaling pathway. Gene Ontology annotation, molecular function: peptide hormone binding; G protein-coupled peptide receptor activity. The record is from RefSeq and is a predicted model, not a curated record. Gene Ontology annotation, cellular component: plasma membrane. NCBI's taxonomy places the organism in Eukaryota, Metazoa, Arthropoda, Insecta, Coleoptera, Buprestidae. The transcript is spliced from 8 exons. Bases 431 to 1885 code for a protein of 484 amino acids.